AAGCUAUAAACAUCAAUUGAAUUUACUAGUUGAUUUGAUAUUAUUCAAAUAACUGCAUAGGGAGACUUAAUAGAACCUAUAGACUAUAGUUUACAGACAUUUGGUUCAAUCUUUUGUACUUAAAAUAUUUGAGAGCUUUUUUUGUUUUAUUAGUCGGCCAGAAAAGAUCGUGCUGAACGGAGUGUUUUUACUAGAUACUAUUUUCAAUUACAUAUCAUGGGUGAUCCUCCAGAAAUUAAAAACUUAGCAAAAGUUGUUGAACCACAUUUAAAUGGUGGCCAAUUGAUAUCAUAUUCAAGUCGUUUCUUAACCAAACCUGGCGAUAAUUAUGGCAGCGUUAUGAUGGCAAUAUCUGCCAAUAUCCGAAACGUUGAUGGAACAAUAGAAGAACGUCCACUGGUUGCCAAAUUGCCACCAAUAACAAAUGAUUUAUUUUGGAAUAUAUUCAAUCCAGAAGUUACAUCGCUUCGGGAGAAUGCAAUUUAUGAAAAUGUUUCACAAGAUUUGCUUCAACUUCAAUUAGAUAGAGGAAUUCCAGAAUCGGAAUUAAUUGACGUCUUUGCCAAAUCCUAUGGAUGUCGAAUAUCCUUAAAUGAAAAUGCAACAGUUCUUGAUCGCGAUGCAGUUUUGGUAUUGGAGAAUCUUCAAAAUAAUGGUUAUAGAGCUGGAAAACGACAAGUUAUGUUCGAUUAUGAUCAUAUUAAGCUUGUUUUGAAAUAUGUUGCGAAAUAUCAUGCUUUGCCAAUUGCCUUCCGAAAAUUGCAACCGGAUAAGUUUGACAAAGAUGUACGAUCAAAAUUUACUCGUUACGAUAUAAAUUCUCAUAUGGAUGCUAAAUUGAGUGCUUUAUUUAGAGAGCAAAUGUUAGAGGAAAUCACAAUUGCUUUGGGCGAUGAUACUAAAGCUAUUGAACGCGUUGCUGAACUAGAAUCCUUGUACCAAAAGUACAUGGGCCAACCAGAGGAAUGCAAGGAUGGUCUUUUUACCACAAUAGCUCAUUACGAUUUGUGGAUUAACAACGUAAUGAUUUUGUACGACGAAGCUGGUGCACCGAGCAAACUAAAAGUUGUCGAUUUUCAAAUAUCCCAGUAUGAAUCACUAAUGCAUGAUUUAGUAUUUUUAUUAUUAACAAGCGUUGAAACAAAAGUUCUAGAAGAACAUUUUGAUAAUUUAUUAAAAUACUACUACGAUGAAUUUAUUGAUUGCUUAGAAAGACUUUCUAUAAAAACAGAAGAGUAUAGUUACGAAAAGUUUAUUGAAGAAUUACAUAGAAUAGCUCCAGUACAAAUUCCACAUGCUUUGUAUAUGUCAAGAGUUUUACUUGCUGAUGAUCAAAAUAUGCCACCGGAUUUUAAAGAUUGUGAUACAAAUACAUUUAAAUCACCAGCAUCUAAAACAUUACUUCAAAAACUAAGUGAUAUUGUUAAGAUUUCACAAAAAUUUGGCUUUUUCUGGUAGUGUUGGAGCUGCAGUAUUAUUUUAUUGUUUUUAUUUUAAUAAGUUUAAAAUGGUCUUAGGAAUAUUUUUUGUUAUAAAAUGA
Episyrphus balteatus (marmalade hoverfly) is the source of this 1540-nucleotide messenger RNA. RefSeq lists its product as uncharacterized. The transcript has 4 exons. Lineage: Eukaryota; Metazoa; Arthropoda; Insecta; Diptera; Syrphidae. Bases 217 to 1458 code for a protein of 413 amino acids. The record is from RefSeq and is a predicted model, not a curated record.